UUAGUGAUAGAGUCUGUAGAUGCAGAGGCUGCAGGUCCUAGGGUUAAGCUGGUGAGGUCUGAAGGAGAGGAGGACCCACGGCACAGCAGAGACAUCCAGAUUGAAGUGGCUGGAGCGCCCCCUGUAGCCACGGAGGACCCAACCACUGCCCCAGCGCCGCCCAGGACCCGAGGCAACAUCACGGAGGUCAGUGGAACGCCGAACGCCGUCCUCAAGUCAGAGACCGACACCAAGACUUUAACUGUAACACACAGGCUCUUACACACAGGAUCUGACCACAGAUCAGACCCAGAGAGACUGGGGCUGGGGAGACUGGGCUGUCUUCCUGCUCCCGGCUCAGAGUAUUUACCGGUAUUUCACCAGAGCCAGAGGACUGUUCAUUCCCCUGGGGAUGGUGAUGGUGAUGCGUUAGACACUGGCGGUGAUGAUCCGUCUUGUUCUUACGCUACAGAGAUGGACCCUGGCAACAUGCCCUUGGGUUUAGAGACACAGACUGAUCUGUCUAGAGGGGACUGGAACCAGUACAGUAGUAGUGUAUACUCUGAAGGGUGCCUAGAUAAGAAAGGGGAGGUUAUAGUGAUAGAUGAGGUGAGUGUGAAAGUGGAGGGUGACGCUCCUCCCACAUGGAAUGCAGAUAGUCACCUAGGAGACGGACACUCACAGGGCACAGAUUUCUUAGAUUACAGGGAAAGCUUAGAGACAAAUCCAAAUGUCACGACCCACUCCCCUUUACACGCGUUCAGGGAUCGCGGCCUAGUGUCAAUGUCGAUGGUGCCUUCCGAUUCACAUGGCCGUGUCCUUUUCGAUCAGGUAUUGAACUCAAACGACAGGGCUAGAGCCCAGGCUCGAGGAGGAGGAGGAGCCACAUCAGGCAAUAGUAAAGAGAAGCGGUUCCUCUGCAUGUUCUGUAAGAAAGGCUUCAGCUGCUCCCAGAAUGUGGAGAUCCACCAGAGGGUCCACACAGGGGAGAAACCCUUCAGUUGUACCCAGUGUCAUAUGCGCUUUGCCCAGGCUGGCCACCUGAAGAGGCACCAGAGGGUCCACACAGGGGAGAAACCCUAUAGCUGCCCCCAGUGUGAGAAAAGGUUCUCCCGCCAGGACCAGCUGAAGAUGCACUUGAAGGUCCACACAGGAGAAAGGCUGUUUGCGUACAAAUGCACUGCGGGAAGAGGUUCUCAAAGAGGCUCUACCUCAGGAUGCACCAGCAGAAAAACCAUUCCACUCUAUAACAUAGAAAGUAACCAUUCCACUCAAUAGCUUCUGACGUUUAGAUCAAACGGCGCAUUAACGACAGAGGAAUAUUCAGCAGAAAAGAUCCACAGAUGCAUUUGGAAUAACGAGAGUAACAGAUUUCAGUGUUGAACAUUCCUGGGUAGAAUAUUGCAUCCAGACAUUGUGAUAUACAGUGGGGUCAGAAAUGAUUGACACACUUGAUAAAGAUCAGCAAUAAUGACUGUAUAAAAUAUAAAUUCAAAUACUGUGCUAUAUUAUAUGUAAUAAAAAAAU
Coregonus clupeaformis (lake whitefish) is the source of this 1506-nucleotide messenger RNA. Its product is annotated as zinc finger protein 112-like. The coding region runs from base 454 to 1257 and encodes 267 amino acids. Gene Ontology annotation, biological process: regulation of transcription by RNA polymerase II. Gene Ontology annotation, molecular function: RNA polymerase II cis-regulatory region sequence-specific DNA binding; DNA-binding transcription factor activity. NCBI's taxonomy places the organism in Eukaryota, Metazoa, Chordata, Actinopteri, Salmoniformes, Salmonidae. The record is from RefSeq and is a predicted model, not a curated record. The transcript has 2 exons.